This is a messenger RNA of Purpureocillium takamizusanense, 1893 nucleotides long. RefSeq lists its product as uncharacterized. Gene Ontology annotation, biological process: DNA-templated transcription. NCBI's taxonomy places the organism in Eukaryota, Fungi, Ascomycota, Sordariomycetes, Hypocreales, Ophiocordycipitaceae. Gene Ontology annotation, molecular function: DNA binding; zinc ion binding. The record is from RefSeq and is a predicted model, not a curated record. The transcript is spliced from 4 exons. The coding region runs from base 1 to 1893 and encodes 630 amino acids.
AUGCAGAGCCAGACGCUCAGGAGCAAUGGAGACGUUGAAGGUCGCCUUCAGAGGCUGGAACGCGCAGUCUUUGCCGCCGCCGUCAGCAAUGCCGGAGUGUUGCCCCCUCGGCCAGGGGCUCCACUGUGCAGGUUCGAUGCAUAUACUCCUUUUGGGUUCAAGCUGCCGUCUGUGCCCGUGAGCAGGAACUCCGAUGGUGAGGCUGUACCCUACGCCACGCAGCUUUCGAUCAAGCUCCCUCCCUUUGUCGGAGCAAUACAACUGUUCGAACACUUUACGCAAAUAUGCCAGCCAAACUGGGGCGUCUUACACAUUCCUUCCACGAGGGCGUUGCUAUCGAGAACGUACCAGUCCCAAGAGACUGGUGAGCCGAUUGCAAUUGCGGACCUGCUACUGUUGUUUAGUAUCUUUGCCGCUGCCGCCUUCAAUUGGACCCCGUCGUUGCUGGAGACAUUCAAGUCGACGCCUGCCGAUGCCAAGGCGGUGUUUACAAGCUUCAACGCCCUCGCCUUGUCGGUGCUUGACAAUGAUGUGUCGCCAGUGAGGCCCUCGACCACGGCCCUCGCCGCGCUGAGUAACCUGGCGCACCUGAGCACCAACUCACGUGGGCUGUCCGACAAUGUUCUCCUGUUGCGUGUCAGAUGCCUCCUCAUGGCGCGGUCUAUGGGUGUUGACCGUCUCGACACACGCAAGAGUCGCGAGGAGCGUGCCCGGAAGGGGUGCAACGAGAUUGAGCUGCAGGUCCAACGACGGGUUUGGUGGAAUCUGGUCGGGUUUGACUGGUUGAAUGCGUUUCCGGGGAGCUCGCACGAGGGCACGUAUAUGAUACAGCCAAGGCAUAUGAACGUCGGGUUACCAAGCAACGCCCCUGACGAACUCAUUACGGAAGACAAGGCCGUGGACCUUCCUCUUGAUACGCCGACUCCCAUGUCGGCGUUUAUAUACCGCGUCAAACUGGCAGAGGUGUGCCGAAACGCCGUCGAUGCCCUGCCCUCCGCAUUACACGACACCGAGGACGCGGAUUACAGCGUCGUCAUGGAUCUAGACACCGCCUUCAACGACUACCUGCGCGACUUGCCAUGGUUCUUCCGUCUCGACGCGUCCAGCAUGAAGCAAUCCACGCAGGCAUGCACCGAGCAGCCCAUGCUCGCCGUCCACCGCGUCGGCCUCAACUUUAGCGCCCAGAUACGCCUCUGUCGCCUGCACCGCCCGUACCACCUCCUGAUGGCGGACUCGAGCAACGACCCGCGCCAUGCCUACUCGCGGACGGCGUGCGUCCGCGCCGCGCACACGGUGCUCGAGCUGCGGCGCGCCAUGGACGACAUCGGCACGCGCGUCGGGGUGCAGCCCGCGCGCUCGUGGAUCGUGAUGCAGCACGUCUUCAUCGCGGCGCUGAUCCUCGCGACGGACGUGUCGCGGGAUCCGGACCGCGCCGGGGGGCCGGAUGCGCGCAGGGCAAAGGUGCUGGCCGCGUGCAAGGUGCUGGAGCGCUCGACCGAGGAGGCGUCGGGCGCGUUGAUGGACGGCGUGCAGAAGAACCUCCAGACGCUCAUGGCGGCGCUGCGAGAGAAGCGGGAUCCCGCGUCGGUGCAACGGCCGGCGAGCUCGGCGGCGACGACAGCCAGGAGGCCAAGCUCACGAGCGGCAGCAGCAGCAGCCACGGCGGCGGAUGACGCGGGGCAGGGAAUCGUGAGUCGAGGCUCAGGGGGCAAUGUGAACCCUGGAGGAGCUACGCUUCCCGAAGCCAUGCAGGGCUUGGAAGGGACGGGAUCCUCGGACGAUGGAAGCCUCGAUCAGCUGUGGUCGGAUUUUCUGCACGUUGCGCCCCAGCUCGAUGUGCCGCAGUGGGAUCUGCUGCUGGACGACAUUGAGCUCCCGUCGUUUGCACUGUAG